AUGGCCGAUCACGCAAGCCCAGUCUCGCUCGACAGUCUACCGAAUGAAUUGCUCGGUCUGAUCGCUCAGUACCUCCACCAUUCGUCAAUGAAUGAGCUCUUGCUCGCUCUCGAUUCCUCUGAUGCUCGUGAGCACGGCAAAGCGAGACCUCUCGACGCAGAGACUGCCGUGCAUGAGGACCUGCGCAUCCAGACCAACCUGCAGCGGCUUGGAUUCACAAAACGGCUAGGUGGCGAUGAAGCCGGGUUCAGGCUGGAACGAGCGCUAGCAGCACGCAACAGCAGUCAGUCGGCCCACGGCCGGGAUGGACGAGCAGACAGCGAGCACGACGACGACGACGACGCUGGUGGUCCCGUCACUGCUGCCUCUGCGAACUGCGAGACAGAGCGACGCGUGCUGCCCUGCCAUGCCUGCCAUGCCUCACAUUGCACAUUGGGAAAGGCGUCCGUCAUCACACCCGUCUGGCAUCUCGCUCAGACCUGCCGGACUCUCCGCGAGAUCUGCCGGCCCUGGCAGUGGUGCCAUCUCGACUUCACAUCCGUCACCAACAGGGAUCUCUUCGAUUUCAUCCGCUUCCUGGCACCCUCUGUCUCACAGUACACUCGCUCCUUCCGUAUCGCUCUGGUCGGCAUCCAGCUCGCUUCAAAGGGCGUCCUUGCCAGCGAUCGACUGGAAGAAUUCGAGCCUGUCAGGAGGAUGGCACUUGCCGUCGUCCUCUUCCGAUUUUUCGACAAGCUCACCCAUCUCGAUGUCGACCUCCCCCUUGGAGGCGGUGCGGUCGCCAACUUCACUGACCAUCUGCCCGACGCGCCCGACGUACGUGAACUCGAGCUCUUUGACUAUGUCAACCAGAUAGACCUCAUGAACGCCAAGCCGCCCGGCCCGUCUGCCCACUCGCAUCUUGUGCCCGUCUUCGCUCGCUACAGCCACCUGAAGCGGCUCAGGCUCGAGCAUUUUGAUGCCUUUGUCGGCAUGAGCGAUGAGCACCAUCACAUACUCGAAAUGAUCGCGAACCUCGAAAGCCUGACGCAUCUCGAAUUGAUAAGUAUCCGCCAGACCUGCUCCCGACACCAACGAGCGCCACAAGACUAUGUGUGGCGCCCCAAGCUGACCCAUCUGACGCUAUACCAGUUUGUUCCGCUCUCUCGUGCCGUUCUCGAAGAUCUCCUGCGGAUCUCUCAGGACACCUUGAAGCACCUCGAGCUCGACCUCCUCGAUGACCAAGGCAGCCUGGCCACGCCCUCUGACAUGGACGAGGGACCCUCCUUCGGUCUCAGGAGACUCGAAUUUCUCGCACUUGGCUCGGCAGCUGCAGGUGUGCGGUUCCUGAAGCGCUUUCAAGCUUCGCCUCUCCUAUCACUCGAGAUCGGUAAGCUCGUCAUGCCGUAUAGCGAGUUCGAGCCCAUCAUCGCGACGAAAUACUUUCCAAAGCUGAGCAAGCUCUGGAUCCUUCCCGAUACCGACUUUACCGAACUGGAUCUUCAGGCACUCAUAGUGCUCUGCGAAGCGAUGGCUAUCGACUGUGAAAUCGACGAAGGCCUGGAGGAUGACGAGGAGGAAACGAGCGCAGGCGACGACGUGGGUUCACUUGACGAUGUGGCUCCAGACGACGAUGAGGACGAAGAGUCGGUAGCGUUCGACGAAGGCAAUGAUGACUUUGAUAUCUCUGGCAGCAACGCUAUUGCGAUCCUGCUAGCGCGACACAGAGAGCGGCAAUUCUUUGACAGGGGUGGCCUGCCCCACGUUGGUGACUAUGAUCUCGACUGGUGA
Mixia osmundae IAM 14324 is the source of this 1770-nucleotide messenger RNA. RefSeq lists its product as uncharacterized. The transcript has a single exon. Bases 1 to 1770 code for a protein of 589 amino acids. Lineage: Eukaryota; Fungi; Basidiomycota; Mixiomycetes; Mixiales; Mixiaceae. The record is from RefSeq and is a predicted model, not a curated record.